Molecule: messenger RNA, 462 nt
Organism: Saccharomyces paradoxus
Lineage: Eukaryota; Fungi; Ascomycota; Saccharomycetes; Saccharomycetales; Saccharomycetaceae
Gene: FIT2
Product: Fit2p
Exons: 1
Coding region: 1-462 (153 amino acids)
Biological process (GO): siderophore transport
Cellular component (GO): fungal-type cell wall
Source: RefSeq, a predicted model, not a curated record
AUGAAAUUCUCAACUAUUUUCGGAGCUGCUACAGUUGUGACUGCCGUCUCGGCAGCUGCUGUGUCAAGUGUAAUGACCACUAAGACUAUUACUGCUACCAACGGUGGUAAUGUUUAUACAAAGGUUGUUACCGAUACCGCUGACCCUAUCAUUAGUUACAGUACCACUAGAACUGUCGUUGUCAGCAAUAGUGAUGCUACUUACACAAAGGUGGUCACUGAAGGACCAGAUACCACUUCUGAAAAGAGUACAACAAAGACACUUACUUUGACAAACGGUUCAGGUUCGUCAACCAACCUUUACACCAAGACCGUUACUCAAGCCGUCGAAUCAUCUACAUCAUCCUCUUCCUCUUCCUCCUCCUCCUCCUCCUCUGCCUCUUCUUCUGGUGCUGCCCCUGCUGCAUUCCAAGGUGCAAGUGUCGGUGCAUUGGCUCUUGGUUUGAUUUCUUACUUAUUAUAA